This is a messenger RNA of Prunus armeniaca (apricot), 516 nucleotides long. NCBI's taxonomy places the organism in Eukaryota, Viridiplantae, Streptophyta, Magnoliopsida, Rosales, Rosaceae. The record is from the annotation of a GenBank genome assembly.
AUGAAGGAGAAUCGCCACAUGAAGAGAAAGCUGCUCCGCGCCGGCCUCAGAUGCAAUGAAUUUUUGGUGGCCAUCGAUUUUGUGGCAAGCCAUCCCACUUUUACAGCCUAUGUGGAUUUCUUUGCUGCAAAGAAAUCAGUUGCUCGCUCACUUCAAGAAGCCAACCAGGAGAGGGCCGACAUCUCUAAUAUGGGAAACCACAUUGGUUUAACCAUCACACGAGACAUUGAAGUGGAAGCAGCAAUAGACUUCAAGAAAGUAAGAAUGGGGUGCAGGCCUAUCAGAGUUUGGGUAUGCUCUAACAAUCCAGAGGAGAAUCGCCGCAUUAAGAGAAAAAUCCACCGCAUCGCCUUCAGGUGCAAUGAAUUUUUGGUGGCCAUCGAUUUUGUGGCAAGCCAUCCCACUUUUACAGCCUAUGUGGAUUUCUUUGCUGCAAAGAAAUCAGUUGCUCGCUCACUUCAAGAAGCCAACCAGGAGAGGGCCGACAUCUCUGUCUGCCUCAAAUCGACAGCUUAG